This is a messenger RNA of Naegleria lovaniensis, 2244 nucleotides long. RefSeq lists its product as uncharacterized. The record is from RefSeq and is a predicted model, not a curated record. The transcript has a single exon. Gene Ontology annotation, biological process: proteolysis. Gene Ontology annotation, cellular component: cytoplasm. Lineage: Eukaryota; Heterolobosea; Eutetramitea; Acrasida; Naegleriidae. Gene Ontology annotation, molecular function: calcium-dependent cysteine-type endopeptidase activity. Bases 1 to 2244 code for a protein of 747 amino acids.
AUGUACAACAAUAAUCAUCAACCCCAUUUCACUGUGGAUCAGAACCAACAACAGGGUCCACUUUAUGGUCAACCAGGACAACCACAACAACAACAACCAUAUUAUGCCCAACCAUCCUUACCACAACAACAACAGUAUCCGUAUGGACAAGUUUCUAACCCGAACUGCUACUUUCAACCAUCGUAUAUUCAGAGCUAUCCCUAUCAACCACAACAACCAUCAUCAUCUAUGAAUCCUUCUGUUCAACAACAACAACCAUCAUCAUCAUGGACUUAUUCCUAUCCAAACUCUCAACCACAACCUCCAACGCAACAACAAGUUCAAUAUCCAACAAUCAUGAAUAACAAUAAUUUCAUCUCACAACAACAACAACCCUACAAUAUUCCUUCUGCUUAUCAACAACAACAACAACCAUCAUUAUUAUUACAGACACCUUCCGUCUAUCCUCCUCAUGUACAACAAUUCUCACCUCAACAAUCACAACCUGUGUCAUGGACGACUCCACCGUCGUAUUAUGGACAACAAUUAAUUGUUGAUCAACAUUCUCAACAACAACAACAACAACACAAUCCACAAUACUCAUCAUCAUUAUUCCAACCAGGUACUACUGUACUGAAUGAACCAUUUACCGAUUCGGAAUUUCCACCCAAUGAAACAUCUUUGGGUCAUUCCAAAAAGAAAAUGAAAGAAAAUAAUUAUGGUUCAUUCAAACGAGCAUCGGAAUUGUGUGAAAAUCCACAAUUAAUCAUUGAUGGUAUUGAUAUUUCAGAUAUUAUUCAAGGACAAUUUGGAGAUUGCUGGUUAUUGAGCUCAUUGGCAGCAGUUGCAAGAUUUCCUCAUUUAAUUGCUCAUCUCUUUGUUCGUUUCAAUAUUUCCAUGGGUCAAUAUACUUUGAGAUUAUUUUGGAGAAAUGAAUGGAAAAAUGUUACUGUGGAUGAUUAUGUGCCUGUCACGAGUGAAGGAGAACCCAUGGUCGUUCGAUCUAAAAACCCCAAUGAACUAUGGCCUACCAUUGUUGAAAAAGCUAUUGCUAAAUUGUUUGGAAGUUACUCAAAGGUCGAAGGAGGCGAUGGUACAUUGGGUAUUUAUCUGUUUACUGGAUGUGUGCCUCAAUUCGAAUUGUUAAAGAAUUGUAAGCAUGAAGAUUAUCAAGCAUUACGUACACAACAGGAUGAUGAUGAUGACAAUGAAGAAGAAUAUGAAGAAGACGAUCAAAAUGAAGAGGAAUGUGAAGAAGAAAUUGAAGAUGUUGAUGGGGGUGGUGGAUUGUCACGAGAUGAAAUUUGGGAAUGCAUUUUGACUGCUUUUAACAAUGGUAACAUGAUUGGUUUCGCCACUGAAGAUCAUUCUGGAUUGGGAGACGAGUUUGUUUCAGAAACAGGUAUUGUUGGAGGCCAUUAUUAUGCACUUGUGGAUGCACGUGAAUAUAAGGGUCAUCAAUUGGUCAAAUUGAGAAAUCCAUGGGGAAACACGGAGUGGAAAGGUGACUGGUCUGAUGUUUCUCCUCAAAUGACCGAUCAAGUUCGAAGAGAAUUGAACAACACAAGCAGUCUUGAAACAUUUUCUCUGAUUCAGCAAUUAUGUGCAAACACAGGACUUUUGCCACUCAAUGAGGACACUGCCAGUGAUAUAGGAAAUUCUUCGAGAGGGAGAAGAAAAAAACAAGUAUUGGAUCCUGACGAUGGUGUUUUUUGGAUUUCCUUAGAUGAUGUCAUUGACAAUUUUCGUACAAUGGCUAUUGGCCAUCUCACUAACAUUGAUUACUUGUACAAGGAAGAGAAUGCAUUUGGAUUCAAAUUCGAUCGAAAUCUUUUACAUGCCAUUCACAAAUCCUCAACUUUUCCAAUCUACAAACAAAUUCUUGUUCAUGAUGAUAAGGAUCUUGUGACAGAAGAUGAAGAGACUGGAACCAAAAUUCUUACUCAAAAAUUUUCUUUGACUCUUGGCGAGGCUUGCCAAGUACUUGUUGCUUUGAGAAUGGUUCAUAAUGACAUGUUAAAAUAUAGUACUUAUUUGGAAUUGGUUUGUGAUGAUUUGGAUGUUAAAAGUAAUGGACUAUAUGUUUUUACAGGCACAUGUCUAACGUUCCCAAAGGGAAAACACACCUUCCAUGUUAAUUCAGAAUCGAGAAAUGGAAAAUUCUCUGACAUUGAAGUGACUUUGUUGUGGGAAAAUCGCAAGGUCCAUUUAAUGUUGAAUGAGGAGGAAGUGGAGUGCAAUGACGAGUGGUAUGACGAGGAAUAA